GCUGUUACGCUCGUGUCAAACUUUGGGAAUGACAGGAGUGCUGCAGGAUUCGCCAAAGAAGGAUAGGACGGCCUCGGCAUACUCCUCAGCCAUGUCGGAGGACCUGAGCUCCCAAACCUGGUCCAUCAACAAAGAUGACUAUGAGCUGCACGAGGUGAUUGGGAGCGGGGCCACAGCAGUGGUUCAAGCUGCCUACUGUGUACCACGCAAGGAGAAGGUGGCCAUCAAACGUAUCAACCUCGAGAAGUGCCAGACAAGUAUGGACGAACUCCUGAAAGAGAUUCAAGCCAUGAGCCAGUGCCACCACCCUAACAUCGUGUCUUACUACACCUCGUUCGUGGUAAAGGACGAGCUGUGGCUGGUGAUGAAGCUGCUCAGUGGUGGCUCUGUACUGGACGUGAUCAAGCAUAUCAUCUCACGAGGGGAACACAAGACCGGCGUCCUGGAUGAGCCCAGCAUAGCCACGGUGUUGAAAGAUGUGCUGGAAGGCCUGGAGUAUCUACACAAGAACGGACAGAUCCACAGAGAUCUUAAGGCUGGAAACAUUCUCCUUGGGGACGACGGUUCAGUGCAAAUUGCAGACUUUGGCGUCAGUGCCUUUCUAGCCACAGGUGGUGACAUGACUCGAAAUAAAGUGCGCAAGACGUUUGUGGGAACGCCAUGCUGGAUGGCCCCGGAGGUCAUGGAGCAGGUGAGGGGUUAUGAUUUCAAAGCAGAUAUUUGGAGUUUUGGGAUCACAGCCAUUGAGCUGGCCACGGGCGCCGCGCCUUAUCACAAAUACCCGCCAAUGAAGGUCUUGAUGCUGACGCUGCAGAAUGACCCCCCAGGCCUGGAGACCGGCAUCACAGACAAGGAGAUUGUUAAGAAAUACGGCAAAUCCUUCAGGAAGAUGGUCUCUUCGUGUCUACAGAAGGACCCAGAGAAAAGGCCGACAUCCUCAGAGUUGUUGAAGCAUAAAUUCUUUCAGAAAGCAAAGACCCAUGAGUAUUUACAUGAGAGGUUGCUCCAGCGGGCACCCACAAUAACAGAGAGGUCGAAAAGGGUACGUCGAGUGCCAGGUUCCAGUGGUCGGCUGCAUAAAACGGAGGAUGGCGAAUGGGAAUGGAGCGAUGACGAGCUGGACGAGGAAAGCGAAGAAGGCAAAGCAGCCGUUGCUGCCUUACGGUCACCAAGAGUAAAGGAGGGAUCACAGAAUUCAGAGGUUUUCCAGACUCCCGAGCCUUUAACUAGUCAACUCCAGCCGACGGCGGCAGGUCAGUCAGAACUACCUCAGGCUGCAGGCCAGGUCCCACUGCAGCCCACACCAGUCAACACUCAACCCACUGCCCAGGCUACAUCUCCCACACCAGGUGGACCUGCUGCUGCUCUCACACAGGCGCAAGUUGCCUCAGGAGAUGUGAAGGCUCCUAUUAGUUUGGUAUUAAGGUUAAGAAAUUCAAAGAAGGAGCUAAAUGACAUCCGCUUUGAAUUUAUGCCAGGGAGAGACACAGCAGAUGGUGUGUCCCAGGAGCUGGUGUCAGCAGGCCUGGUGGACGGGAGGGACUUAGUCAUAGUUGCUGCAAAUUUGCAGAAAAUAGUUGAUGAGCCUCAAGCCAAUAAAAAUGUCACUUUCAAACUGGCCUCUGGAACCGAGGGAUCUGAAAUACCAGAUGACAUCAAAUUGAUGGGCUUUGCUCAGCUCAGCAUUAGUUAAACUGUUGUACUACCUGGAGCCGUGACUUGCCUAAAAAAAUGUGAAAAUACAAAAAAAGAUAUAGUUAAAUGCAUUUUUCUUUCUAUGGCUGUAAAGAAACCACUACUGCCAAAGAAAACAGUACCUUUUUGUCGCCCAUCGGAUUAUUCAACGCCGCCUCGUUGAAUUCAGCUGAAGUAUCAGAGCGCACAUUAAAAGAAUCCCUCAAAAAAAGUUUACAGCUUAUAUGUGGAAGGAUGCAAGUAUGUACAAUGAACAGUUCUCACUUACCAUUCUGGUCUCAUUCAUCCUGUUAUUUUUUUCUCUCUAAUAUGUGAUGCAUUUGCACAAUCUUAACUAACAGCCCUUGAAUCUUGAUAAGUGUAACAAUGCCUUAUAUUCAUCAGAACUACUGAAUGCACGUUUUUGGGGGAAGUCCCUAGUUACCAUAUGGAGCAUUAUGUUGUCUGAAAUGUUCAAAUGUGGUUUCGGUUGCUUGCGUCAAACUUUUAACUUAAUUUUCAGAGAAGGUAAAAUGCAGCUUUACUAAGCCAGCUUUUAAGUUCAGACUCACUCCUGUACUCGACAAAUGUAAUGUGAAUUUACUUUUUCAGAAGGAUGUGAACACUCCCAGCCGUCCCAAUCUUUGAAGGAUAAGGCUAGUUUUAUUCUGUAUUUCUUGUAAUUCUGUCUUACUGUCUAUUAUCUGUAUGAAAAGACCAAAACCAACAAUGUGUUAGUCUCAGAGGUCAUAUUUAUGGCAAAAAUAAUUCCCUGAAACAGCUGGGCACUAUUAACAGCAGCAAGAGGGUGUUUGUAGGAUGAACUCAAAAUAAACUACCCAUGUUCUUCAUGUCACCCAGUGCAACGAUUUGACCCAAUUAUGUAUUUUUAGUAGUUUUGCGGCAAAAAACAGACAAUACAAAAAUGUAUACAUAUUGCCAUUCUUAUACUUAUAAGUAUUGAUACAACCAGCAUCAUUAUAAUGGAAAGUCUCCUGAUGAAAGAAAUUAGUGUGAAAGAAAUUGAUAAAGCUGUUAUUAAGUUAUUACACGUAUAUAGAUUAUCCACUACUUCAAAUUGAUAUAAACUUAAACACAUUACCUAAUUAUAAAACGUAAGGAGUUCAAGAUAAGGUUGAUUUUUGUCUUAAUUUUUACCAUUGCCAAAUUUUCCUGCUCUCAUUUUACUCAGGAUACUGGCCUGAGGUGUUUUUGCAAAUUUGAUUAUAUGUUGACAUUGUAGUAAAGUAUAAAAGUUUAACGACAGCUGAAACCACCAAGUGUUGUGUGAACAGAUGUGUCUGUCUGUUGGUAUUUGUGUCUGUUUGGAAUCAGUUUCUCAUAAAAAAAAAAGACUUAAGUGCAUUUUUGUUUAUGUGGGUGAAACAUAAGUACUUGAUUCAACCUCUAGUAUGUAAAUAAUUAUAUUUUCCUUUGGUUUGUUUUUAUACUGGGUGUUUCACUCUUGGCCUUUUUUUUUUUUUUUUUUGUCCCUAUGACACGAUCGUGGGUUGUAGCACUGCGUGAAGGAAGACAACGACACUGCAAACAUGACUUUGAAUAAAUGUUGCGAGACAUACUGUCACUUAACCGUAUGGCAAUUACAUAAAUACUUUUUGCCUUUGAAAAGUUUGAAUAUAUAUAUAUAUAUAUUUUACCAUGAUGCAAUGCUCAAUGCCACCUUAAAUUUCCCCAAAUUUUAAGCUGAGUAACAGCAAAUUUGUCUCCAGCUCUUAAUAAUACCAAGUGGAGGCUGUUUACAGUAUACUUAUUUUAAAUCUGAAACGCCAGCAAGGUUUUACUGUUUCAUUUGGUGACGUGAUCAUUUCAUAACCCUCCAGAUGCCAUAUUGAAUGAAAAUUAAUUUUUUUUUGCUUUCAGAAAAAAUGUUACAAGGAUAUCCUUAUAUUGUGACUUUAAACAUUUUACGUUUUACACUAGCCUUGAAUUGACGUCCAAGUGUUAUUGUUUAGUUUUUUUUACAUGACAUCAAGGUUUUGAUUCAAAUUUUCAGUGUCUUUCGUCCCGGUGAUCUCCUAAAAUGGGAGCAACUAAAUCAGCAACCCAAUGUUACUUUUCAUUUUAAAACUGCAGUAUUUGGUGCCAUUCUCCUGGUUUAGUCCGCAGCUGACGGCAGACAAGGACAGAAUAAGUGUGAGUGUGUGUAUGUGUGUUGCAUAGAUCGAGCCCUGCUUCUAACAGGGUUCAUGGCUUUGUUCUCAUCCUUUCUUCAUCAGUCUCUUCUGUCCGGCUUAAGUGUAGUCUAACAAAGCUGUAGCAACUGAACAGAUGACCGGCAAAAACAUUUUUGUCCAGGCAAUAACUCAUCGAGGCUGUAAUAUAUUUAAAUUUUCAAACAGUUUUUUUCCAUUCUUUCAUUUGGUCAUUUUGGAGUUCAAAGCAUGUUUCUCUUGAUUAUUUUUAAUCAAUAAAGAAUAAGCAU
Anoplopoma fimbria (sablefish) is the source of this 4117-nucleotide messenger RNA. It is a transcript of the gene oxsr1b, whose product is annotated as oxidative stress responsive kinase 1b. Bases 29 to 1693 code for a protein of 554 amino acids. Gene Ontology annotation, molecular function: protein serine/threonine kinase activity; ATP binding. The transcript has 19 exons. The record is from RefSeq and is a predicted model, not a curated record. Lineage: Eukaryota; Metazoa; Chordata; Actinopteri; Perciformes; Anoplopomatidae. Gene Ontology annotation, biological process: protein phosphorylation.